CAAAAUCAUCAAAUGUAACUGCAAAGCUUUCGUAUUCCUUGAUUUUUUUAGCUUUCAAUCAAAAUUUAUCUCCGUAAAAAUAAUUUGAUCGCUAGCAGCAAUGGCCACAUUUCUCAGUCAUGAGACUUGCCCGACUAUAAAAAACAUACUUUUGCUGGAUUCUGAGGGGAAGCGUGUUGCAGUUAAGUAUUACUCAGAUGAAUGGCCUACAAAUAGUGCUAAGCUUGCUUUCGAAAAAUCUAUUUUCUCAAAGACUCAAAAAACCAAUGCUCGAACAGAAGCGGAGAUAACAAUGGUAGAGAACAACAUCAUCGUUUAUAAGUUUGUCCAAGAUCUGCACUUCUUUGUGACCGGGGGCGAUGAAGAAAAUGAGCUGAUCCUAGCUACCGUUCUACAGGGAUUCUUCGAUGCAGUCACCCUACUCCUUAGGAACAAUGUCGACCAAAGAGAGGCACUUGAGAACUUGGAUAUGAUUCUUCUGUGCCUAGAUGAAAUCGUGGAUGGAGGGAUUAUUCUCGAAACAGACGGUAGUAUUAUUGCUGGAAAAGUAGCAACCCAUAGUAUAGAUGAUGGUGCACCAUUGUCAGAGCAGACGAUAUCUCAAGCUCUGGCCACUGCACGUGAGCAUCUAACAAGAUCUCUUCUGAAAUGAUUCAAAAGCAAUCUCCCUUCACACUCUUUUAGAGUAUGAUAUUCUGUUAUACUGAAGUUUUUGGUGCUUAUGAUUUGUAGUUAGAGUACCAUAUAAUAAAUAAUCUUUGGCCUUCAAUACAUAGUACAACGAAAAUAUCCAACUGCUUGUCUGAAAUAUAUUGUGUAGAGAAUGACAUAUACUACAUCAUGUUUGUUCAUUUUGAGAAGAACAACCUCUUGUUCAUGGGAGAGAAAAAACCUCUUGGUCAUGGGAACUUUUAAAUUUUGGUUUCGAUAGUAAACAUUUCUUACUUGAUUAAA
This is a messenger RNA of Salvia hispanica, 954 nucleotides long. RefSeq names its product coatomer subunit zeta-1-like. Gene Ontology annotation, biological process: intra-Golgi vesicle-mediated transport; retrograde vesicle-mediated transport, Golgi to endoplasmic reticulum; intracellular protein transport. The record is from RefSeq and is a predicted model, not a curated record. Gene Ontology annotation, cellular component: COPI vesicle coat. NCBI's taxonomy places the organism in Eukaryota, Viridiplantae, Streptophyta, Magnoliopsida, Lamiales, Lamiaceae.